Branchiostoma floridae (Florida lancelet) is the source of this 2371-nucleotide messenger RNA. Its product is annotated as L-tryptophan decarboxylase cnsB-like. Bases 763 to 2277 code for a protein of 504 amino acids. The record is from RefSeq and is a predicted model, not a curated record. Lineage: Eukaryota; Metazoa; Chordata; Leptocardii; Amphioxiformes; Branchiostomatidae. Gene Ontology annotation, biological process: amino acid metabolic process. Gene Ontology annotation, molecular function: pyridoxal phosphate binding; carboxy-lyase activity. The transcript has 10 exons.
CCAGUCGGAAGCCACAAAUAGUGGUUACUCGGCAAAGGUGCUACAAACGGACAGAACAGUCCACUUUUGACUUUGACAGUGCUGGCGUGAUCAACUGUUACUGAUCCGUAACUACUCUCUUAAUACAUAGUACAGACAGUACAACUUUCCUACCAUGGUGUUAUACACGGUGAAAUGAAUAAUUACGAACCCCAAAAAAGUAUUCAUGUGUAUUCACAGCACCUGAGCAGAAAAAAAGUAUGUAUUAUAGAAUCUUGUCAUCAAGUCACAAUUUUAUACAACAUAAGUUGACACUACAGUAACACUAAACAGUGAUGUUCACGGCGUAUGAAAACGACUUUGUUUUGCCGUGGGAAUGUUUUAAAUAUAAACUAGUCCCACAACCACUUGACUUGUCAGCCAUAUUUGUCCAAAUGGGAAUUGGUCGCGAUCGGCUAUCACAUAUUUUCACGGCUUGCUAUUGUAUACUGAUGGUGAAAAUGUGGAAAAAAGGUAACGCAACAAGUUGCAAAUUCAACCUGAAUGAAUUUUUUGAAUACAAAAUAUUUACAGCCAUCUGAAUUCCGACAAUACGCCUCAGAUUACGUUUAAACACCCCUGUAACUAAAUGGGUAACACCUGAAUAUACAGCUGACAUAACUCUAAAUGAACACAUUACACGGUCUCUUUUGACUUCUGUAUUCAGAGGAAGAAGGCACGACAAGUAAACUCUCAGCUUGCAGAAAGAAAACCGAGAAACAAAAUUCUGACCAUCCGACCACCAUGUCAUCAGGAGUUAAGGCCGAACUGUGGUCAGAAGACGAGCUCAUUCAGAAGCUUGACCAGUUGAAGCUGGUGUCCGAGCGGCUGGACGUAGCGCCGAAUGUCCGAGAAGACUGGACGCGGAAGGCGCAGCAGCGCGCGAACGAGUACCUGGCGAGUCUGCCCGACAGGAAGGUGCUGUCUGGUAACGAUGAGGCGGAGACAGAGACAGAGGAGGCCGUGAGAUCCGUCUUACCCAUCAAGGAGGAACCUGUUAGCUUCGAUGCGGCCUUGGAGAGUUUCUGUACCUCGGUAGGAGACCACAUGCUGAUGAGAGAGGGACAUCCGGGGUACUUUGCCUACGUGCCAGGCAACAGUUUGUAUCCUGCCGCCAUCGGGGACUUCUUAGCAGCAGCUUUCAACCCUUACGCCUUGGUGGAUUACGCAUGCCCCGCGGCCGUCCAAAUGCAACAUUCUCUCAUCCGCUGGGUGGCGCGACUCUUCGGUUACCCAGAAACCUGCGCGGGAAACCUGACGUCGGGUGGAACCGGGGCAAAUCUCAUUGCCAUGGCAACGGCGAGAGAUGCGAAGAAACUAAAAGCAAAGGAUUAUCACAGGUGCGUGAUUUACAUGAGUGAGCUGACUCAUGACGGCAUUGCGAAGGUUCUCCACACCAUUGGGAUGGGAGAAGCCGUCAUUCGCAAAAUCCCCGUCACUGAGAGGUUUGAGAUGGACGCUGAGAAGCUAGAGGAGGCCAUAGAGAUAGAUAAAAAGGAAGAUUUGAUCCCAUUUGUCAUCGCUGCCACGGCGGGUACCACAGACGUGGGCUCGGUGGACCCGGUAGCGGAGCUGGCGGACGUGGCUGAGAGGCACGGCGUGUGGCUGCACGUGGACGCCUGUUACGGCGGCUUCUUCGUCCUGUGCGACUCCGUCAAACACCUGUUCAAGGGUGUGGAGAGGGCAGACUCCUUCACAUGCGAUCCACAUAAAGGCUUGUUUGUCGCGUUCGGAACCGGUAUAGUGAUGGUACGGUACUGGAAGCAUCUCCUGUCGUCCAACAGACGAGCGCUCGCCAGCUACCUACAGGACAGGCACACCUGCGCCGGGCAGCUAAACCCUGAGGACCUCACUUUCGAGCAGAGCACACACUUCCGCGCUGUGAGGGUAUGGCUGCCGCUACAGGUGUUCGGGGUAGGAACGUUCCGAGCAGCACUACAGGAGAAAGUGUACCUGAGUCGGUACCUGUACCACAAGCUCAAAGCUGUCCCGGGGCUGGCUGUCCUUGAGCCUCAGCUGUCCAUAGUGCUGUUCCGGUACGAAGACGUCCCUGCAGGACAGCAUGCUCGUGACGUCACAGAGUUCAACCUGAGGCUACUGGGUGAAGUCUGUCGGGAUGGGAGGGUCUUCAUCGCCUCCACAACCGUACUGGGGAAGGUGUACCUGCGCGCAUGCGUGUUAGCCUUCAGGACACAUCGAGAACACGUAGACACGCUGGUGUCAGCGCUCAGAAACGGUUUAAAACAGUUACUGGACUAAAGCUAAGGGCACAAUCCACCGUACGUGCAAUUUGUCCGUACGUUUUUAUGGAGGCCACGUCCGCCACGUAUUUCUGAAAACGGGUGGCGAAUCC